Hyaloscypha bicolor E is the source of this 1005-nucleotide messenger RNA. RefSeq lists its product as uncharacterized. The record is from RefSeq and is a predicted model, not a curated record. The coding region runs from base 1 to 1005 and encodes 334 amino acids. NCBI's taxonomy places the organism in Eukaryota, Fungi, Ascomycota, Leotiomycetes, Helotiales, Hyaloscyphaceae. The transcript is spliced from 3 exons.
AUGCCUAGCAUCAGACAGGUUUUGGGAGCGGUGGCGGUUGGGUUGGUUACUGUGUCUACUGUGUCUGCUCUCCCAGCGCAGCCGAAGCUGAGCCCGCAAGCAAGGAGGGCGUAUGAAUAUGGGCAAGAGGCGAGGAGAUAUCUGCAAGCAAGACAAAACCCUGCAACAGGAUUACCGGACGGGUUGACAGACAUCGACAUUCUUGAAUUUGCAUUGACAGCAGAGAAUCUCGAGACUGCAUUCUACCAGCAGGGCUUUGCCAAGUUCGCGGACUCUGAUUUCGCAGCAUUGGGCCUUACAGCAGCCGACAUUACCAACCUGAAGUCAAUUGGAGGAACUGAGCAAACGCAUGUCACCACUCUCACGUCUGCCAUUGCGGGGGCUGGGACCGCACCUGUUCAGCCAUGCACGUACAACUUUGGAUUCACCACGGCUGCCGCUAUGGUUGCGACCGCGGGUGUCUUGGAGAACAUUGGAGUUUCUGCAUAUCUCGCUGCCGCACCGCUCGUAAAGACGCCAGGAAUCUUGACCGUGGCCGCUGAGAUCGUCACUGUUGAGGCACGUCAUCAAACCUUCAUUCGCACAGCCUCCAAGCAAGCCGCCAUCCCGUCUGCAUUCGACACCCCUCUUGGCAUCCGCGCUGUCUUCACACUCGCAGCUGGCUUCAUCUCCUCUUGCCCAUCCGGAUCCAACUUAGCCAUCACUCCAUUCCCAGCAUUGACCAUGACUGCCGGAGCUGCACCUGCAGCUUCCGCCAGCGGCACUAUCGCGGCCGGUACUACAGUUCAAGUCACCACGACGGCCACCGGAGGAACCACCUGCGCAUUCCUCAAUGGUGGCCAACCUGGGGGAGCAGCCUUCGUGCCAUUUACCAACGGUGCUUGCGUCGUCCCUCAAAACCUUGCUGGCAUCACAUAUCUCCACCUCACCAGCUCGCAGCCUGCGGAUAAUACGAUCACAGACGCAAUCACCGUUGCUGGCCCGAUGGUCAUGCAAAUUUCUUAG